AUGAGAUAUAAGACAAUCUAUUAUACCUCUAUUGUAGUCUUGAUAGUAUGUAUUAUUUAAUUGGUUUUUUAUAAGCUGAAAGAUAGUUAUAGUGGUAGUUAAACUUUUGAUAUUGUGCUAAUUUCUAUAAUAUCUACUAUUUUAGGAGCUUCAUAUUAUCUUAUUAGAGUUUUAAUAAUUUAGCUUCAUUUUGCAAUAAAUCCUCAAAGAAGUUCUAUCAAAGGUAUUGGUAUAGCUUUUAUUGCAACUUUUACUGAAUUAUAAGCAUCUAUCUUCAAAUUUUUUUCUUCAUCGAACGAAGAUUCUGUUUAUGGAUUAUUGUUCUUUUUUGUCUUCUUAAUGGUUUUUAUAAUACUAUUCUAGUAUUAAUACUUGAAAGGAAAAUCAUUCGAUAAAGUUUAAAAAGCUGUAACCUUGAAAUAUAAAAUUCUAACAAAAUGA
This is a messenger RNA of Tetrahymena thermophila SB210, 441 nucleotides long. RefSeq names its product transmembrane protein, putative. The record is from RefSeq and is a predicted model, not a curated record. The transcript has a single exon. NCBI's taxonomy places the organism in Eukaryota, Ciliophora, Oligohymenophorea, Hymenostomatida, Tetrahymenidae.